AUGUCUCACCAGAAUGAUCAGCCACGCUUUUCCAAGACAGAACCUUCGCGGAUACCACAAAGACUGACAAAAAUCUAUUUAAAGAGGCUAAUGAAUCCAGCUGAAGAAGAAAUGAAAAGGAGCGUGAGCAGCAAAAAUCGAGGAAGCUGGCCAAGUCAAAACAAGAAGAAUUCUCAAAGAACGACAAGCUUAAGAAUAAAGGGAGGCAACGAGAGAAAGACAGAUAGAGCAAAGAAGAGCGGCUAA
Blepharisma stoltei is the source of this 246-nucleotide messenger RNA. Lineage: Eukaryota; Ciliophora; Heterotrichea; Heterotrichida; Blepharismidae. The record is from the annotation of a GenBank genome assembly.